AUUACAAAAAUUAAAAGAAAUUAAAUUUUCAUUCUUUUUUAGAAAAAUUGUCGAAAAAAAUCCAAAAGAAAAGAAAAAGAGAAAAUUCCAAACCCGUGAACACCUUUUCCUACUCUACAAAUGAAUUUCUCUCUCUCAAACACUUCACCAAGCACGAACAGGAAAACUCUCUCUCUUGGAGUGAAGUAAUGAAGCUUCAGAUCUUGUGUGAAUCGGGGAUCAACGAGAGAUAGAGAGGAAUUGGAUUGAUUCAUGGAAGUGCAGAGAUGAAGUUCUACAUAUCGACAAAGGGAAUAAGGAGAGUGACAAUAUCUAACGAGGACGGAAAAGGAUCGGCGAAGACUACAACGGCAGGGACCGGCGCUGGCUCCGGUCGCCGGAUUUCGGCUCGAACAGUGUUUCCGGUGGUGGUGGUGCUUGGGAUCGUGCUGCCGUUUCUGUUUGUGAGGAUCGCGAUCUUGAUGCUGGAAUCUGCUGCCGUGUGUUCCUCGUUUGAAUGUGCUGGGUGGAGGUUUUUCAGUGGGGUUGACACGUCACUAGAACUCAGAGAUGAGCUGACAAGAGCCCUAGUAGAGGCAAAUGAUGGUAAUGUUAAAGAGGGAGCAGGGUCAUUCAAUGAACUUGUGAAAGAGAUGACUUCAAACCAAGAUCUUAAGGCUUUUGCCUUCAAGACCAAAUCCGUGCUAUCACAAUUGGAACGCAAGGUGCAACUAGCAAGACAGCAGGAGUCAGUAUAUUGGCAUCUAGCUUCUCAUGGUGUUCCCAAAAGUCUACAUUGUCUUUGUCUAAAGUUGGCUGAAGAAUACGCUGUAAAUGCUAUGGCCAGGUCUCGUCUACCCCCUCCUGAAUUUGUAUCUCGCCUUGUUGAUCCCACCUUUCACCACAUAGGUCUUCUCACUGACAAUGUCCUUGCUGCAUCUGUUGUCGUAACCUCUGCUUAUAAAAGUUCAAUCAACCCUGAAAAACUAGUUUUUCACAUUGUUACUGACAAAAAAACUUAUGCCCCCAUGCAUGCUUGGUUUGCCACCAAUUCUGUUAAAUCAGCAGUUGUGGAAGUUAGGGGACUGCACCAAUACGACUGGUCCGAAGAAGUGAAUGCUGGUGUUAAAGAGAUGCUGGAAACUAAUCACUUCAUUUGGAAGCAAUACUAUAACAAGGGAAAGGACCUCCAAUAUACUCAAGAACAUAGCACAUAUUUGGAGGCUUUAAGGCCCAGCAGCCUAUCCUUGAUGAAUCAACUGCGCAUGUAUACGCCUGAGCUGUUUCCAGAUCUCAAAAGGAUAGUUUUCUUGGAUGACGAUGUUGUAAUCCAACAUGACAUUUCUUCUUUAUGGGAACUAGAUCUUAAUGGAAAAGUCAUCGGUUCUGUAUUCAAGUCAUGGUGUGGAGACAGCUGCUGCCCUGGAAAUAAAUACAUGAACUACUUGAACUUUUCACAUCCUCAAGUAUCAUCAAAAUUCCACGGUGAUCAGUGUGCAUGGCUCUAUGGCAUGAAUAUAUUUGAUCUUGAAGCUUGGAGAAGAUCAAACAUAACGGAGACUUACCGUCAAUGGUUGAAACUUAACCUCGAGUCUGGGACGACAAUGUGGAAUCCAGGAGUGCUUCCACCUGCCUUGAUUGCAUUUGAUGGUCAAGUGCAUCCUAUAAAUUCAUCAAUGCUAGUGUCUGAUUUAGGUUAUCGCCAUCAAUCAGCGGAAAUUAGCAAAGAAAAAUUGGAAGCUGCGCCUAUUAUUCAUUUCAGUGGCCCUGCAAAACCAUGGCUUGAAAUUGGCUUCCCGGAGGUUCGAAGUUUGUGGAGUAGACACGUAAAUAUCUCUAAUAAGUUUAUUAGGAGAUGUAGAAUUACAGCGUGAAGAAACAAAGUUUUUUCACCUCCAAUAUUUAUUGAGAUUGAACCAGUGAUACCGUAUGGGUUUCAGAGGGAAGAAGGCUCUGCUUUCAGUCUCUGACUCAUACGCUCUGCACAGUUUGAUACCAGUUACGCCACGCCUUGUCCAUAUAAAUAUAGUAAAUAGAUGAAGUUACCAUGCUACACCCUACUUGAAGCAGUAUCUGUGGUUAAGUUAUAGCAUCAUUGAUCUAGGUGCCUGACAAUACUGUAAAUUUCUUUAUCAAAAAUACUUUUUUAAGUGGAGAAAUUGUUUGUAUGUUUUGAACA
Vigna umbellata (rice bean) is the source of this 2158-nucleotide messenger RNA. RefSeq names its product putative galacturonosyltransferase 15. NCBI's taxonomy places the organism in Eukaryota, Viridiplantae, Streptophyta, Magnoliopsida, Fabales, Fabaceae. Gene Ontology annotation, molecular function: polygalacturonate 4-alpha-galacturonosyltransferase activity. The record is from RefSeq and is a predicted model, not a curated record.